Molecule: messenger RNA, 2442 nt
Organism: Cutaneotrichosporon cavernicola
Lineage: Eukaryota; Fungi; Basidiomycota; Tremellomycetes; Trichosporonales; Trichosporonaceae
Gene: creB
Exons: 3
Coding region: 1-2442 (813 amino acids)
Biological process (GO): protein deubiquitination
Cellular component (GO): cytosol; nucleus
Molecular function (GO): cysteine-type deubiquitinase activity
Source: RefSeq, a predicted model, not a curated record
AUGGAGAAGUGGCGCCGUUUCGGCAUGGGCAGUGGCAACGCCGCAGCUACCAAUGGUACCACCACCGCUCCCCCGCCCACUGAAUCGCCACCUCCAGAGCCUAAAGGCAAAGAGAGGGCGCUCGACGAGGGUCUUUGGGGCCUCGAGAACUUUGGCAACACCUGUUACUGUAACUCGAUCCUACAGGCACUGUACGCGUCUGAGCCGUUUCGCGCAUUCAUCGAGGCUUACCCCGACGUCGCAGCACCGUACAAUGCCCUCGGUGGCGAGAUUGCGACCGAGCCCAUUCCCAGUCCCAGCCUGGAAGCAGUCAAUCCCAACCCGAUGGAGUCGCCCACUGCCAACCCCUCUGCUAAGGAGAAGCGCGGCGGCCUCCUUGGCCUCGGCAAGUCCAAGGACAAGCAGCAGCCCACGAAAGCUGUUCCAGCACCUGUCCAGCCGCCGCAGCAGUUACCACCACCCAUCAUUCUUCCGGCAGACCCGUCGUUCCCGGAGAUGACGCUUCUGGCCACUGUCCAGACGCUCUUUCACCAUCUGAGCACAUCGCUCCCUCACCACCCGGUGUCGCCCAAGAACCCCCCACCCUCUCAACCAAAUGGGUCAGCAGCAGCCGCUUCCCCGUCAGGAGCCCCUGCGGCCAACUCUUCGACGACCGUGGUACAGCUCGGCCCGAACGGUCUACCACUGGGCCCGUCGCUCUUAGCUUCGUUACCGCCGCCUUCGUGUCCGCGCGGUGGAGGACCGUACCAUGCUGGUUCGCUGGGCCGAGGAGUCGUCCGCCCCGAGGAUGUGUUACGCACUGCGCGCCGGCACAACAACAUGUUUGGCGGGCAGCAGCAGCAGGACGCCCACGAGUUCCUGGGCUUUGUGCUGAACCAACUCGCCGAGGAGGUGGAGCGCCUCGAUUCGGAGCUCAAGGAGCGCGGGGAGGAGGUCACCAACUUCAAGGAGCGUGGUAUGACCUUUAUCCACUCGCUGUUCCACGGCGUACUUGUCAACGAGACGCGGUGCCUCAACUGCGAAACGACCAGCUCGCGCGAGGAGUCGUUCCUCGACCUGUCGAUCGACAUUGAGCAGCACUCGUCGCUCACGGCGUGUCUGCGCCAGUUCUCGCACUCGGAAAUGCUGUGCAGCACAAACAAGUUUUACUGUGAGACGUGCUGCGGCCUGGUCGAGGCCGAGCGCCGCAUGCGCAUCAAGAGCUUGCCGAACAUUCUCGGCUUGCACCUCAAGCGUUUCCGCCAGGACCAAAUGGGGCGGUUACACAAGCUCUUCUACCGCGUCACGUUCCCCCUGUCACUGCGAGUGCCGUGUACGACCGAGGACACAGAGAAGGCUGAGAGGCUGUACGAGCUAUUUGCGGUUGUGGUUCACAUUGGAAACGGCCCCACCCACGGCCACUACGUGACUGUAGUCCGAUCCGAGGACGGGUGGGUCAUGUGUGACGACGAGAACGUCGAGCCGAUCAGCGAGGACGACCUCACAAACUACUUUGGUGACAACAUUACGGGAGCGGGCUACGUGCUCUUCUACCAGGCGGUCGAGCUUGACCUGCUAUCGCUUGGGCUCAAGAGGCUUCCCCAGCCCAAAGUCCGGCCGCAGAUGCCCGUGCAUCUCGUCGAGGAAGCGAAGAAGGUGCUCGCGCCGGUCUCUGAGCCUUCCGCAACCCCGGUGGCGACAGCACCGGCUAGCCCCGCUGUCGCCACCCUGGCCAAUGUGCCGUCUCCAGUUGCGCCGGCCACGCCAGUUGACCCUGCGGCUCCAGUUGCCAUUCCUGUGCCAGCCGUGUCGGUCGCGGCGGCUGCACCCUCGUCGCACCCGUCGACACUGUCCAACACUUCGGCGUCUGGCACGCCGAACGGGAGUGUACGCCGUGAGUCGUCGACUGCGUCGUCGCUCCUCACUUCGGCGUUUAUGGAGCACAACUCUCCAGCCCGGCGUAGAGAGCCGUCAAUGUCGCGCUCGACAGACAAAUCAAACCGCUGGUCGAUCCUGAAACGCAAGGACGACCCAGCCACCCGUCAGCCACUGCAGAGGCAGGGUACGGCUACUACACUGGGAACACUGGGAACGCUUGGGACGGACAAUACGAGUUGGAGCAGCAUGCAGCACGACCAGGGCGAGCACACACCUCAACACAGCAACGACAUGAGCUCGUCGAUGAUGUCGUCUCUCUCCGCGACGAGUGCCGCCCCUUCGACGGGCACUGGUCGGUCCUCGCCAAUCCCAACAUCGACGGUGCCGAGCCACAGCAGCCUCGGCCUCAGUUCCUCUACGCGUGCGGACCGCUCGCCGAGUGGCAUGUCGACCUCGAACGGAUUCAGUGGUGGUUCGUCGCUCGGGCGCAAAAUCAGCGACCGCACGGGCCUGGCAAAGUUGUCGCGCAACACGAGCUCGGGCUGGAAGAUGGGUUUCGGCAAGAAGGGCAAGGUCGACGAGUGA